Molecule: messenger RNA, 1699 nt
Organism: Pimephales promelas (fathead minnow)
Lineage: Eukaryota; Metazoa; Chordata; Actinopteri; Cypriniformes; Leuciscidae
Gene: lysmd3
Product: LysM, putative peptidoglycan-binding, domain containing 3
Biological process (GO): Golgi organization
Cellular component (GO): Golgi apparatus
Source: RefSeq, a predicted model, not a curated record
UGAUGUCAGUGCGUGCGUGCUCACGCUGCCUCGGUGUUGACGUGGCGUCUCUGUCUCCAGUAAUCUAGCAGCAGAAGUAAUGAGGCUCAUAGAGGGAACUGGACAAUGGCCUAAUCACUAAAGUCAAGUGGACCAUACUCGUUUCUCAGUGAAAAAUGACUGGAAGGAACCAGCACAAUGGUUUUCAAUUUGCAACCACAGUGCAGCCACCCACGAGUGGUUACAUGUCCGCUUUUGGGAACAACUCAGAGACUGAAUACUCGGAGGAAGAUGGAGAGAGCUUUGAGCUGCGUUCCAGAGGCAGGGAAAGGCAUCGCAGGCACAGCUCAUCUACAGAUCGCAAGGACGAUAUUGUAUACUUGAUAAGGGACAUAAAAGAGGGAGAUACGCUGAUCAGUAUUUCUCUGCAAUAUUUCUGUACUGUUGCAGACAUAAAGCGGGCCAACAAUCUUCUAACUGAGCAGGACUUCUUUGCGCUGCGGUCAAUAAGGAUCCCUGUGAGAAAGUUCAGCUCAUUCACAGAAACUCACACUACCGCUCCCCACAAAAGCAGCUCACCCUGCAGCACUCGCAGAAUCACAGAAAUACAGAUUUCUGGAGCUCCCUUGGACUCUUCGUCCUCUAACUCAUCUGUGGACAGCGUGGAGUGCUUCCUGCAGGAGAAAGACAAGGACAUUCAACUUCUCGUCAAGUCAUCUGCCCCUUCCAGGAACGGCCUGAACGAGGUGGUGUCCUCACUGGAGCAGCCGCUGUUGGGAGACCCCGAGCGCAGACCGGCCCAUAAGAAAGACCCGUACUAUGGGGCUGACUGGGGAAUGAGAUGGUGGACCGCAGUGGCCAUCAUGUUGGUCGUGGGCAUUAUUACACCUGUUUUUUACCUGUUGUACUAUGAAGUUUUGAUGAAAGCAGAUGUAAGCCACCACACUACCAUAGACUCUAUCAGGCCCGGACCAACACAGCCAGCCGUCGCUGAGCCUCUUGGGUUACCACGGGCCAAUGCUGCCUCUCACCAAGACUCUCACCUACAGCCUGCUAUUGAACAGCAACAUUUUGUGAAGCACAAAAAGGAAACGUAAAGGAGCACUUGGAUCACCAGGAAAUUAAUUUGAAGGCAUUUAUGGAUGGCUUAAGCGAAAUCACGUUUUAAAAAUGAAGUUGAACUGAAACGUGAAAGGAUCAAGUAAUCAAGAAAUGAUUCCAAUCCUAUCGGCAUAUUUCCUUGAUGCAUUUUGCACAGUUAAAUGCUGGUUUUGUUGGUUGUCUGUCACUCAUGAGCCAGUGUAUAGCUCUGUACCUCUAUUAAGCUCGUUCGCCUUGACGGCAAACAUGAUACAUUAAGACAUUUGCUGCCACUGUCUUGUUGUCAGGGAAAUAAACACAUUAAUUUAUUUUAGGAAGUGUAGUAUCCAGAUUCAGUAUUGCAACUGAUGGUAAUAAAGUUGCUGGUUUUAAUUUUUAAACUUGCUUGUAAAGAAAAACAAAACUUAAAAUGGAACCAUAACGACUUCCUGGUUUACUUCUAGCAAGAGCACAGGGGUGAUUUGUAAAAUAUUCUCGCAUGUGCUCGAUUCAAUUCAAGUAGCAGAGAUGUAAAGAUUUCUAUGAAACAUGGAGUUCAGUGAUUGACUUUUGAACAGUACGUGCCUUUAUCUUGUAGACUGUAGAUGUGGGUUGAAAAUAAAGGAAUUCUAUUUUAGUA